Exaiptasia diaphana is the source of this 1178-nucleotide messenger RNA. RefSeq names its product sulfhydryl oxidase 1. Gene Ontology annotation, molecular function: protein disulfide isomerase activity; flavin-dependent sulfhydryl oxidase activity. The annotation marks the transcript as partial. The record is from RefSeq and is a predicted model, not a curated record. Gene Ontology annotation, cellular component: Golgi membrane. Gene Ontology annotation, biological process: protein folding. The transcript has 7 exons. NCBI's taxonomy places the organism in Eukaryota, Metazoa, Cnidaria, Anthozoa, Actiniaria, Aiptasiidae.
UCGGAAGACCUGCGUUCCCAGCAGGUAAAAAUCUUCAAUUUGACUCAAAUUGGAUUGACAUUCCAAAAUUAUUUAAUCUUACCAAUGUAUUAGAACUAAGUGGUGACGAUAAUUGUUUUGUCAGUUAAUGUUAAAUAUUUAGUUUUAUGAAAGAAAGAGAGAAUGAUAUAGUAGAUGGGAGAUGCGAAGGGAUAUCGGCUGGCGCCGGAGCAUCUGAAAUCUUGACUUAUGUAAAAUAUCAUUUUUGCGUAACUUAUGUUGUGUCCUAAAUGUGUUCUCAUAAACAUUACUCAAGCAUUUUAAGUGCAURGUAAUUAUUUUAGCACCUUUGAUCUUUUUUAAACUCUGACGAGCUUCAACCACCUGUUGAUGACGAGCCCGUCGUAUACACUCCAUCAGCGGUUUACCACAAAACAUCAUAAAGCAAUGGCGGCCGGAGUCAGCCCUCUGUACUUAUCGUUUCUUUUUCUAGUAUUUUUCUUUAUUUUUUCGCCAUGUCAAGGUGGCUUAUAUUCAUUACACGAUGACAUAGUCCUUUUAGAUAACAGUACAAUAGAUUCAGUUAUUUAUAAUAGCCCAUCAGCUUGGAUAGUUGAGUUUUACUCAAGUUGGUGCGGCCAUUGUCAGGCCUUCGCUCCGACAUGGAAAAAACUAGCCAAAGUGGCCAGAGAUUGGCAAAAUGUCAUCCAUGUGGCAGCAAUCGACUGUGCAGAUGAGAGAAAUAUGCAAACAUGCAGAGAUUAUGAUAUAGCUGAGUAUCCUACUAUUAAGUUUUUUAAUGCUUCAAUGGAAGAAAAGAGCAAUAAAGGAAGAAAUUUUAAAGUCUAUACAAAAGAAGAUAAAACAUUCAUCAAUCUAUUACAUACAAUGGUGGAUGUCGCAGAGCAACAAACCCACUUGUCAAAUCAUGUUCCAGACUUUAAAUCAAUCGAAGAGAAAAGCACGCAAGACUUCAUGAAAGGAAUCGGACUGCAUGAAAUAUUGCUCAUCGUCUUUGAAGAACCUUACUCAUACGUUGGCAAAGAGCUUGCACUAGACAUGAUGAGAUUUCCACAAAUUGCUGUCAGAAGAUCAACUGACAAAAAGUCUCCAUUAAUGGCCAAGUAUAAUAUAGCAAGGAACAGAUUUCCAGUCCUAAUUAAAAUAGAAAGAGGUUUUAGACCUACAGAACUGUCAAG